AAAUAAUGCAUGUGUAAAUAACGUUAAGAAGUACAUGUAUGAUAUAAUAAAGAAGUCGGAGAUUUCGACUGUUCGUAAGAAACCUUUAUACAUGAAACUACAAUUCAACGGGAAUGUGGCUCUGAAAUACAGGUUAACGAAAGUAAUCAACAGAACAUUUUACGCAGCCAAUCUUGCGUUCACUUUCUCUUGUCGACCAGAGAUGUCUACUCAAACGAAGGAUAAGUUACCUGAAUUGGCCUCCUCAAUGUGCAUCUACAAAUUCAGCUGCUCCUGUGGAGAUAGCUAUAUCGCGCGUACUACCAGGCAAAUUAACCAACGAAUGAGUGAACAUCUACCAACUUGGUUUAUAAACGGCCAGAGAAAAACAGCACGCUGUUCAAUCCUGGCACAUCUUAUUGAUAGUGGUCAUGCGGUAGAUAAAUCGAAAUCAUUUCGAGUGAUCUAUCGUAUACCUGCAUCAUUUCUCAAUGGAGUUCAUUCCCGUCUCCUACAUAUAGCUGAAGCCAUAGGAAUUCAUACAUAUAACCCCAAUUUAUGUGUACAGAAGAAAUUUGUAACUCCCCUAUCCCUUCCAUGGCCAGUUAUAACUUAACUAACGGUUAAUUUUAUUUAUUUAUUUUUAUUUUCCUUAUUUUUUUCUUUAUUAUUAUUAUUAUCAUUAUUAUUAUUCUAUCAUUAACCUUAUUUACUCAUCCAUUAUUUGUUUGAAAUUAUCCGCCUCUUUCUGAUGUAUUCUUCACUAUCUAAGAUUAGAUUAUUCAUAUGAAUUUCUGGACAUUCGGAUACUCCUAUUAACAUAUUAUAACAUACAGUUUGUUAUAAAUAAUGAUGUUAUUUUGAGUCAACGGAACAUCACAUUUCUUCGAUUGCUUCAUUUACACUCCGAAACAAUCUUCUUCUCUCAGAUAUAAAUUCAUCCUAAAGUUAUUCUGUUAAUCAAUGUCAUUUAUUCUUGUAAUUCAUUCUUAAAUUAAACCCUCAUUAGUAUUCGUUAUUGAAUUUGUAGUGUUGGUUGAUAUGUCAAAACUACACA
Molecule: messenger RNA, 1036 nt
Organism: Schistosoma spindalis
Lineage: Eukaryota; Metazoa; Platyhelminthes; Trematoda; Strigeidida; Schistosomatidae
Source: the annotation of a GenBank genome assembly